Carassius carassius (crucian carp) is the source of this 3750-nucleotide messenger RNA. Its product is annotated as V-type proton ATPase 116 kDa subunit a 1. Lineage: Eukaryota; Metazoa; Chordata; Actinopteri; Cypriniformes; Cyprinidae. Gene Ontology annotation, biological process: vacuolar acidification; proton transmembrane transport. The transcript has 20 exons. Gene Ontology annotation, molecular function: proton-transporting ATPase activity, rotational mechanism; ATPase binding. Bases 63 to 2555 code for a protein of 830 amino acids. Gene Ontology annotation, cellular component: vacuolar proton-transporting V-type ATPase, V0 domain; plasma membrane; vacuolar proton-transporting V-type ATPase complex. The record is from RefSeq and is a predicted model, not a curated record.
AGCUCAACCAGAAGUAUGUGAGCUGUUUCUGUUCCUCCAAACUAUCCAGAACAAACUCCAGAAUGAGUUCUUUGUUUCGUAGUGAGGAGAUGUGUCUCGUGCAGCUGUUUUUUCAAACCGAAUCGGCUCACAAUUGCAUCAGUGAACUUGGACAUCUUGGAUUGGUUCAGUUUAAAGAUCUGAAUCCUGGUGUAACAACCUUUCAGAGGCGAUUUGUGAAAGAAGUGAAGAAAUGUGAAGAAAUGGAGAGAAUUCUGAGGUAUCUUGAGAAGGAGAUGGUGAAAUCUAACAUUGUAAUUGCUGCAACAAAGGAGAAGGAGAUGGUGCCAUGUGCCAGAGAUGUUCUGGAGCUUGAGUCCACAUUUGAGAAGUUGGAGCGGGAACUGCGAGAAAUCAACCGUAACCAUGCCACACUCAGACAGAACCUCAUUGAGCUGAUGGACAUUGACUCUCUGCUGAGGAUGACUGAAUACUUCUUUGAAGAGGCCGAGUCGCUGCUGACCUACUCUGAGCCUCCCUCUGAAGACUCUGUGUCUAUGACCGUCUCAUCACACAUAACCAGCCGCAGAAACAGCAACUCCAGCACCUCUGGAGCUCUACAUCUUAGCUUUAUUGCAGGUGUUAUCAAACAAGAAAGGUUUCCUGCUUUCGAAAAGGUUCUUUGGCGCCUUUUUCAUGGAAAUUUUGUCCUUCGGCAUGCAGAGAUUCAGGCCACCGAGGAAUUCCAAGCGGUGAGGGGUGCUGUGAAGAAGGACGUGUUCAUUAUUUUUGUCCAGGGAGGUCGUGUGCGAGAAAAAAUCAGAAAAGUCUGUGAAGGAUUUCGUGCCAGCUUGUACUCAUGCCCCAAAACUCUGUAUGAACGCAAGCAAAUGAGCAACAGCGUAAUGACACAAAUGCAAGAUCUUCGAAUGAUCCUGAGAAGAACUGAAGAAUAUCGUGCCGGUGUCUUGACGCGAGCAGCGAAGCACGUCCAGGAGUGGAGCAGUAAAGUGAAGAAGAUGAAGGCCAUCUACUACACCCUCAAUCUCUGCAACAUAGACAUCACGCAGAAGCUGAUCGUGGCAGAAAUCUGGUGUCCUGUGUCAGAUCUCGCUAUAGUUCAAAACGCCCUCAUUAAGGGAUCUGAGCAGAGCGGAUCCAGUGUGACUCCAGUACUGAACCGAAUCCAAACCCAGCAAACUCCACCGACCUUCAACAGAACUAACACAUUUACUGAGGGAUUCCAGACUAUUAUUGACGCCUAUGGGGUCGGCACUUAUCAGGAGAUCAAUCCAGCUCCAUGCACUAUUGUAACCUUCCCUUUCCUGUUUGCGGUGAUGUUUGGAGAUUGUGGUCAUGGACUGGUGAUGACGCUGUUUGCAGUCUGGGUCAUUUCACAGGCUGAAUCUUUCAGAAAAUGGAAAAAUGAGGUCACAGAUGUCUUGAUCGGGGGACGUUAUAUUAUUCUGCUCAUGGGAAUGUUCUCCAUUUACACUGGUCUGAUUUACAACGACUGCUUCUCCAAGUCCUUCAACAUUUUCGGCUCUUCCUGGUGUGUUCGGCGCAUGUUUCAUCCUCAUGGCCCUUGGCAAAACGAAACGCUGCUAGAGUAUAACCAUCUUCAGCUGAACCCAUUUGUGCCUGGAGUUUAUUCUGGAGCCCCGUAUGUGUUUGGAAUUGACCCGGUUUGGAAUAUUGCAUCAAACAAGCUGUCCUUUCUCAACUCCUUCAAGAUGAAGAUGUCAGUCAUACUGGGAGUCAGUCACAUGCUCUUUGGAGUCACCCUGAGUUUGGUCAACUUUGUACAUUUCCGAAAAUUCCAGGCCAUUUUCCUUCAGUUUGUUCCCCAGCUGAUCUUCAUGCUGUCUCUCUUUGGAUACCUGAUCUUCCUCAUCCUCUAUAAAUGGUGCAUCACUCUACGCUCUGAAACGGCUCCCAGCAUUCUGCUGCUCUUCAUCAACAUGAUGCUGUUUGAUUACCAGUCUGAACAUCUGCUUCUCUACGGAGGACAGAAAGGGCUUCAGAUCUUCUUGGUUUUGACGGCGGUGCUCAUGGUUCCUGUGCUGCUCCUGGUCAAACCCUUCCUCAUCUACAGGACCCGCAUGAAGACCAGACACCAGGUGUUGGGGAACAAUCUGAAUGAUCAGCAUGGCAGAGAAACACGCUCGUCCUUCUCACAUCAUCAGAAGGAUGAGAUGGUAAGUAUGGGAGACAUCUUUGUGUAUCAGGCCAUCCACACAGUCGAGUUCUGCCUGGGCUGCAUCUCCAACACGGCCUCGUAUCUCCGGCUCUGGGCGCUCAGUCUGGCUCACGCAGAGCUGUCGGAGGUGCUUUGGAGGAUGGUUCUCCAGGUGGGCCUGAAGAUUUCCUCUGGUAUGGGUUCACUCAUGCUGGUAGUGCUGUUUGCAGCAUUCGCUGUUCUCACCGUGACUAUUCUUCUGGUUAUGGAGGGCCUGUCUGCCUUUAUGCAUGCUUUACGACUACACUGGGUUGAAUUUCAGAACAAGUUUUACGAGGGAUCCGGCUACAAGUUCACACCCUUGUCCUUUGACAGCCUGUUAAAAACACAGCAGUAAUAGUUUUUAUUCGUGCUAUUCUUGUAGUUUUUAUUGUAAAUAUAUUUUUUGUGAAUGUAACAAAUGCAUAUUUCAAAUCAGGAGUCUUCAACAGGGAUCUCACUAGAAUGGUGUAAAAUGAAAUUUGAAAAUGUGCAAGAUUUAGAUGAGUUUGUUAGUUCAUCAGAACAGAUCUGGAGAAAUGUAUAGCGUUACAGUACAUCACAUUACAAAGGAUCCUCUGCAGUGAAUGGGUGCCGUCAGAAUGAGAGUCCAAACAGCUGAUAAAAACAUCACAAUAAUCCACAAGUAAUCCAGUCCAUCAAUUAGCAUCUUAAGAAGUGAAAAGCCAACAUUGCUCCUGGCUAAAAUAUUAAACAUUUUGAUGUGAGAGGACAAAAGGAGAUUGGCUCUUUCACUGGAGGAAGCUUUAUUAUGGAUUAUGGACUGGUAUUUUGGCCAGAAGCGACAGGUUAACAUCAAAACACUUUAAUGAUGGAUUUGUUUAUUACAAACAUGCAUAUUUGAAUUUAACAGACAUUAAAUGUGUGGAUAGACUCAUGUGGAUUACUGUGAUUUUUAGACUCUCAUUCUGACGGCACCCAUUCACUGCAGAGAAUCCAUUUGUGAGGAAGUGAUGUAAUGCUACAUUUCUCCAAAUCUGUUCUGAUGAAGAAACAAACUCUAUUUCUGUUUACAGUAUACAGUAAUACUGUAACUUCAACAUUAAUGUAAAUGUUUUUUUUUAUUAUUAUAGAAAACAUUUGUCAAUAUAUAAAUAAAAAUUAUAGAUUGAAAAAAAGCCACAAAAAGACAACAAUUGCAAAAUGUAGCUUAUAUUAAUGCUGUUGACCUAAAGUAUAAAAUAGUUUUAGACCACCCUAGUUAGCUGCAAAAUAAACUGUACAAAUGUGGAGCAGACUGAAUGAGUUUACUUUGUAACAUGCAUCUAAUACGACCGGUGUCAUAUAAUCAUUCACAAGAGGUGGAUUCGUGAAUUUAUGUUAAUAAACUACACUUGGUGUGUUAAUUUUUUGUAUACUUGCACAUUACCUAAAGGAUGUACAGAACUAACAUUUUCUAAGACAGCAUUCACUGGGUGAAAUACUGAUUUUGAGGUUGUAGGAUCAUGCACGUUGAAAAUUGAUGGCAUUUUAAAUAAACAUGAAUAAGAUGCUACCAUGUUCAUGAUUCACCAUUGACUGGCUCCUGACUG